Messenger RNA from Nicotiana attenuata, 1244 nucleotides. RefSeq names its product peroxidase 64-like. The transcript has 4 exons. Gene Ontology annotation, biological process: response to oxidative stress; hydrogen peroxide catabolic process. Gene Ontology annotation, cellular component: plasmodesma; plant-type cell wall. Bases 95 to 1063 code for a protein of 322 amino acids. The record is from RefSeq and is a predicted model, not a curated record. Lineage: Eukaryota; Viridiplantae; Streptophyta; Magnoliopsida; Solanales; Solanaceae. Gene Ontology annotation, molecular function: peroxidase activity; heme binding.
ACCAUUUAAAUGCCUAUUGUACUACCUCGUUAGCUCUCACAUUCAACUGCCAAGUCAAGAUUGAGCACAAGUUUUGCCAAUUUCAAUCAUUGUGAUGACAUUAACUAGCUCUCUUAUUGCUCUAGUUUCUGUUGUUAUUCUCUUUUCAACUUCUCUCCAACCUGCUGUGAUCGCACUUAGCUCCGAUUACUAUGACCAGACAUGCCCCAUGGCCGAGUCAAUCAUCACCAAAGUUGUCAACAAAGCUAUGUUGAAUGACAAAACAGUUCCAGCCGCACUUCUAAGGAUGCAAUUCCAUGAUUGUUUCAUCAGAGGUUGUGAUGGUUCUGUGCUGCUGAAUUCGACAAGAAACAACAAAGCAGAGAAAGAUGGACCAGCCAAUAUUUCAUUGCACGCGUUUUAUGUAAUUGACAUUGCUAAGAAACAAAUUGAGGCUAUGUGUCCUGGAGUUGUGUCUUGUGCUGAUAUUGUGGCUCUUGCUGCUAGAGAUGCUGUUGCUCUUUCGGGAGGUCCUACUUGGGAUGUGCCUAAAGGAAGAAAAGAUGGUAGAAUCUCAAAGGCCAUUGAAACGCGACAAUUACCAGCUCCCACCUUCAACAUUUCUCAACUGAAACAGAGUUUCUCUAAGAGAGGCCUUUCAUUGGAUGAUUUGGUUGUACUUUCAGGAGGGCACACUCUCGGAUUCUCUCAUUGUUCUUCCUUCCAAAACAGAAUCCACAACUUCGACAAUAGUCACACUAUUGAUCCAGCAUUACAAGCAUCAUUUGCAGCCAGUUUGCAAAAUGUUUGCCCCAUGCACAACAAGGUCAAGAAUGCAGGAGCUACCAUGGAUUCUACUACAACGUUAUUCGACAACGCCUACUACAAAUUACUAAUGCAGGGCAAAAGCCUUUUUUCUUCAGAUGAAGCUUUGCUCACUACGUCAAGAACCAAAACAUUAGUUUCAAAGUAUGCUAAUUCCCAAGAUGAGUUCUUUAAAGCAUUUACCAAUUCUAUGAUCAAGAUGAGUAGUAUUAGUGGUGGUGGACAAGAGGUUAGGCUGAAUUGUAGAUUUGUUAAUUAGGUGAUAAGCCUGAUUUCUUUAAUGUAAAUUGGAAGCUCUUCAUUAUUUGUGUAGUUAUAAUUAAUUUUUCAGAAGAGCUAAGGAUCAAAUGAAAAAAGCAAAGCUCAUAUUGUGUGUUUUGUGGUCAAGUUUGAAAGGAUUUGAUGAAAGAUUUGUUUAAGCAUGGUUUGUUUGUACCUGA